This is a messenger RNA of Anopheles nili, 2849 nucleotides long. RefSeq lists its product as uncharacterized. Gene Ontology annotation, biological process: apoptotic process; regulation of apoptotic process. Bases 223 to 1560 code for a protein of 445 amino acids. The record is from RefSeq and is a predicted model, not a curated record. NCBI's taxonomy places the organism in Eukaryota, Metazoa, Arthropoda, Insecta, Diptera, Culicidae. The transcript has 4 exons.
GCUUGCCGCCGGAGCCCGCCAGUUUCUUGCCAGAGCCUCGCGAACGAUGGAGCUUGGUUUAGUCGCACCGUGAGCUCGCAGGUUGGGCAAGGUCCGUCACUUGCCGUGGACGGAGUUGCGGUGCAGGAGCUGACGGAUGUCGUGUUUACCACCGGCGAGUGUCGAUGCAGCGAGGGGGCUCAAGGCAGUGCCCCCUAGUUCGUUCCUUUGAGGCAUGUCGUAAUGGCAAGGGAGGAGUCUCGUGGCAAGAGGCCUUUAAAAAUCUGGGACAGUUGGCGCAAUGUCCGUAAAGGUCUCGUAGUGGGCAGCUUCGAGGAGCUGAUAGUUAGAGGGAAAGAUAAAUUAGGAGUGCCAGCCUCCGAACCCGUGCGACUGGUGCUGGAAUGCGACGGCACGCAGGUCGAGGAUGGCGAAUACUUCAGAACGUUAGCGAACAAUACGGUGCUACUCCUGCUGCGGCAAGGUGAACGCUGGUACCCUACGGGCGUCGAUGUAAUUAAGGCUGCAAUAUCAGCAAUACCAAAGAUUGUUUGCGAGACUAUACAUGCGUUGGAGCUGCAGGAUGAAACACCCUCUUGGAAGAUUAUGGAUAACAAGGGUCGAGUCACUGUUGUGUUGCACUGGGAUCAACGGCAAGGCGGCGGGCAAGGCGGUGGCGGUGGUAGCGGUGGAGGUGGAAUCAGCCAAAGCUCGGGUGGUCCGGGCGUGGGCCUAAGCAACGGACCCACGUCGGACAAGUUUUCGCCCUCGAAAAAGAUCCUGUCGACGCAGAACUCGAUCGACAAGUCGUCGGUGGUGGGUCAACAACAGCAGCAGCGUUUCCCGAGCCCACAAAUCACGGUCAUCAACCAUGACGAUCCGCAGUCCCAGAUCUACCACUCGGCCCGGCGGCUCUCCAAGCAGGGUGGGUCCUUCGACAGUGCCGUUGGGGCGGUGCACGUGCAUACGCCGGAGUGUGCGCAUCACGCGCAUAUGCCCACGCGUGCCGGCAGCCCUGGCGCGACCGAGUGCGAUUUUCACUGCUGCGCGUUGCACGAGGAAGGCCGCAAGAUCGCGGUGCACAAGAACGUGGCCACCUCGCCGAUACAGGAUGGGUCCGCGAGCCCGCAGCCACCGCCGAGCAGCAUGUCCGACAGCCGGCGCACGUCCACGACCAAGGGCCACGUGCGGUUCCUCGACAUUGGGCCCGAGCGGGACAGCUCCGAGAGCGAGACGGAGAACACCGUCAUGGAGGAUGAAACCGUGACGUCCGAGAAAUUUCUGCUGCUGAUCGACCAGCUGUCCGUCGACCAGAAGCGCCACCUCAGCAUCAAGGACAUCGGCAUCAUCCUCGAGCGGCUGAGCUCGAAGAUCCUCGACGUGGAGCGGCUGGAUCGCGAGAGCGAGUCGGACGAUUGCUACAACUGGACGAUCAAGGCGACGAUACGCGGCGACGCGUUGCGCGAGCUAGGUGUUAUUUAUAAUGGAAACUAUUACGCAAUAUCAGAGCAUCCCGGCUACAAGGAGGAGAACGAGGAGAACGGCGAGGACGCGGAGGAGGAGGACGAGGAUAGGUUAUAAGGUCGUGCAGGGCCGAAGGGUGCAAUAAGUUAGGAUUAUCUCUACAUGCCACCGAACGUUGGUCAGAUCGGGGGUGCGUUUUGUGGUGCAGUUAGCUUCCGUGCCGGAAUGGGGCGUUCGAGUCCUGGUGAUGUAGCUGCAGACCGGAAUCAGACUGGGAACAGACUUUGUUCAGUGCGAGCAAACUUCUUUUGGGAGUUAGGCUGUUGUUUGGAUCGUUCGCGUAAAAACGAACAACUCGAAAGCACGCCCUUACUAGGAGCCCAGUGUGACUGUUCUUGUCUUGUCUUGUCGAACUGGAACGCCUCCGAUGCCAUGUUUGCAUGUCCUCAAGAGCACACGGCCGCCAUUUUGUAGGGCGCACGUUGCCUGUGAAGCUGGUGAUCGUUUCUCGAUCGUAAGGGGCAAACAUGCACUACACCCACACAGGCUUCCGAUAGCCGGAAGCCGUCGGAAUUCAGGUUAGCAAAAUGCGAACGUCACGCGGCAGCAACGACGUGGCCCUGUUAUCCACCAAGUGCAGUUCGGGGAGACGUGUGAAGGAGCACCCAGCAGGUGAAAGUAAGAAAACACAAACUUCAUUUCCGUAGUUCAAAGAAUUAUUAUUACUAGAGAGCGGAGGAGCACGCGGCACGAAACAAAGCGAGGCUAGCGCCAGAGUGAGAACUCGUUAAGAUAAAUUUAACAAACAAACAAAACGAAUAAAAUAAAAAAAAUGAUAAAGCAACUAAAGCAAAUCUGACGCACUGCGCGGCAUAUUUAAGCGCCCCCGGUGCGAAGGCGCAAUUUGACGGUUGGAAAAUGAACCCAAGCAGAGCAGAACGCAGGCAAGCGCGAGCGAGCGCGGGAGUGGGACACGUUUUUAAACAAGCUGCCAUUUGCGACGGUAACCUAAAACGAAACAUUUGUGAAUCGAAUCAAACGUACAAGGGUGCGCCAGCCGCCAGUUUUUUGCUACCGCAAACUAACCCGUUUGAUACAGUAACAGCAGUAGCAGCAGCGCUGGAAACGGAGUAAGCUCUCCCGUACCGGUCCGGAAUACCGAAAACCGCCUCAGGUAGCAGGCAGCAUACGAAAACGGGCGUACAGCAGCACAUUGUAAUCAGACAGCACGCGAAAAGUACAUUCGCUGCGGCGCAGGGGUAGAAUAUAAAAUAUAAACGAAGCAAUUAAAUAAAAAAAAGUCAAACUUUAAAACUGGCACCGUAAAAGAUGAAAAAAAAACCAACAAAAUAUCGUAAAUGGACGUGUCGCGGUCGGAUUAGCUUAUAAAUAAACGGUAUAAAUCA